UUAUUUUUGUAGUAAUUUUAUCUUGGCGUGCGAGUUGUAUUUUACGCCGACGUUUGUUCUCAAUUACUACUAAUAAUUAAGAGUCUGUCCUUAGUUAUUUUAUUGGUUCAUCCAUGGAGAAGUCUACGAGCGUUCUUCUUCAUACCAAGAAGCCCCUGAAACGAACAUGGAUCAAUCGCGUAUUCGCUCUAGUAUACGCUUCCACAGUCCUUGCUCUUCUAUAUCACCACCUCCACACUCUCUUGAUCACCACCAUCAUAACCAAUAAAUCCACUAACAAUGCACACAUUUCAGUGGCUUUGUUAAUGUUGGUAGCAGAUAUGGUGCUGGCUUUCAUGUGGUUCACUCAUCAGAUCUUUCGUUUGUUUCCCAUCAAGCGUAGGGCUUUUCCUGAAAAUCUCGUGAAAGAUGAGAGCAAGUACCCGAGCCUUGACGUGUUCAUUUGCACGGCUGAUCCGUACAGGGAGCCGCCAAUGGAUGUUGCGAAUGCGGCCUUAUCUGUGAUGGCGUAUGAUUAUCCGACGGAGAAGCUUUCGGUGUAUGUUUCUGAUGAUGGAGGGUCUCAGUUGACAUUGUUUGCUCUGAUGGAAGCUGCCGAGUUUGCAAAGCAUUGGUUACCUUUUUGUAGGCUUAAUGGCCUUGUUGUGAGGUCGCCAGAGGCCUACUUUAAGUCCUUGCAGCCCUCGGAUUCUCUUCAAAAUAUUCACGAUAUGAAGGUGUUGUAUGAGAGUAUGAAAAAGAGAGUUGAGAAUGUUGUGAUCAGAGGAAGUGUUGAUUGCAGUACUGAUGACAGUGAGCUUGAUAAGAUCGCUUUCAGCAAAUGGACCGAAGAAUUUACAAGCCAAGAUCAUCCUUCAGUUAUCCAGGUUAUCUUGGAGAGUAAAAUCAACAAAGAUGUUAACAACAAUCAGAUGCCAAACCUCAUAUACGUUUCUAGAGAGAAAAGAAAGGCUACACCGCAUCAUUUCAAAGGGGGAGCUCUUAACACACUGAUUCGAGUAUCUGCAAUCAUGACGAAUGCACCAUUAGUCUUGACAAUCGACUGUGAUGUGUAUUCCAACGAUCCACAAACGCCAUUGCGUGUACUCUGUUACAUGAUGGAUCCUUGUGUCGAUCCAAACCUUGCAUUUGUUCAGUUUCCUCAACGUUUUAACGGGAUCAACAAGAAUGAUGUGUAUAGUGCUGAGUUCAAAAAUUGGACCGAGAUUGAUGCUGUUGGCUUAGACGGGAUCUUGGGUCCAAAUUAUAUGGGCACUGGUUGUUUCUUCAGAAGACGUGCAUUUUUUGGUACCCCGGCUUCAGUUGUUCAACCUGAAUGCCCGCAACUAAGACCAGACCAUGUUCCAUGUAGCUCAAGUCUGCAGGAAGAAGAUGUUUUAGCCCUUGCACUCGAUGUUUCGCGCAGCAAUUAUGAAGCCUCAACGCAGUGGGGAUCCGAGAUGGGCUUUAUCUAUGGAUCUUUAGUAGAGGACUACUACACUAGUUUCCUGCUUCACUGUAAAGGAUGGAGAUCAAUCUACUGUAACCCAGACAGGCCUGCAUUUCUUGGGAAUGCACCGAUUAAUCUCCAUGAUUUCCUGAUCAUGCUUAAAAGAUAUUCUAUUGGACUUUUAGACAUGGCCUUUGGCAAGACUAGUCCCAUAACCUUCGGAGUCCAAUCGAUGAAUCUUCUCCAGGCCCUGGGUUAUACACACUAUUCUUUCUGGCCAGUUUGGUCCAUUCCAAUCACCAUUUAUGGUCUCUUGCCUCAGAUAGCCCUCGUGAACUCGUUGACAAUUUUUCCAAAAGCUUCUGAUCCUUGGUUUAUCGUAUAUGCAUUCCUAUUCGCGGGAUCAUAUGUGCAAGAUUUUAUGGAAUACAUACUUAAUGGCGGAACAUAUGCAAAAUGGUGGAACAAUCAGAGAAUGUGGAUGAUCAGAGGAAUCUCAAGUUUCCCGUUUGCAGUUUUGGAAUAUACACUUGGCUGCUUUGGCUUAUCGGCUCCUGGCUAUAGUGUAACAAGUAAGGUGGUCGAUGUCAAACAAAACCAGCGUUAUGAACAAGGGAUGUUUGAGUUUGGAGUUGCAUCACCAUUGUUCUUUCCAGUGACCACGACAGCAAUUUUAAAUUUAGUUGCAUUUUCAAGUGGCGUUGUACAGAUAUGGAGGAAUGCAAAUGCCGGUGAAGAUAUGUUUGUGCAGAUGUUUAUAGCUGGUUUCGUCGUCUUAAAUAGUUGGCCUGUAUAUGAUGCCAUAAUCUUCAGGGCUGAUACUGGGAAAAUGCCUCUGAAAGUUUCUUUGAUUUCAGUAGCUUUUGCUUGUAUUAUUUACCUAUCAGUUGCUUCAGCAUUUUAACUACAUAACUUGUAUCUGAUUUUCGAGAAGCUACUUAUUUACCAACGCAAACACCAAGUCUGGUUGCCUUCUGAGAAAAUUUUAUUAAGUUUCCUACAAAAUAAAAGAUUGUUUCCCUUUUUAUAGUAAUGCUUGAAAUCCUAACAAAAAUCAGAUACCUAAA
This is a messenger RNA of Daucus carota subsp. sativus, 2496 nucleotides long. RefSeq names its product cellulose synthase-like protein G2. Gene Ontology annotation, biological process: cellulose biosynthetic process; plant-type primary cell wall biogenesis. The transcript has 5 exons. Gene Ontology annotation, molecular function: cellulose synthase (UDP-forming) activity. The record is from RefSeq and is a predicted model, not a curated record. NCBI's taxonomy places the organism in Eukaryota, Viridiplantae, Streptophyta, Magnoliopsida, Apiales, Apiaceae. Gene Ontology annotation, cellular component: plasma membrane; trans-Golgi network. Bases 114 to 2333 code for a protein of 739 amino acids.